Cladophialophora psammophila CBS 110553 is the source of this 6087-nucleotide messenger RNA. RefSeq lists its product as uncharacterized. The record is from RefSeq and is a predicted model, not a curated record. Lineage: Eukaryota; Fungi; Ascomycota; Eurotiomycetes; Chaetothyriales; Herpotrichiellaceae. The coding region runs from base 1 to 6087 and encodes 2028 amino acids. Gene Ontology annotation, molecular function: nucleic acid binding; ATP binding; ATP hydrolysis activity. The transcript has a single exon.
AUGGUCGACCCGACUUUUCACUCCGAGGAACAAUGGCUGGCUCAAGUGGCUGCUAUGCGACAGGCCAUUGCCGAUUUAAAAUUGCCAUCCCUCAACGAUGCUUCGCAGAUGUAUGGGAUAGAUCUCGACUUGGACGAAGAUUUGAGUGAAGACAUUGAUGACGAUAUCUGGGAUGCCGAAAGCACGGUUGACGAGAGCCCUUUCACUGACGAAUUCGGCGAGACGGCUAAUGGGUUCAAAACUCCAAACUUUGUUACCGACGGUGUCUUUGACAGGGCGUGGCUACGCUCGAAAUGUGCUGCCUGGACUCGUUCGAGGUCUGGCAUUGACGCCUCCGACAUUGAACACCGAAUCACUGCUCUUUUAGCAUCUGGCAGUUCGGACGAUGAAUUGCAGAUGUCACUUGCAGACAUCGUGGGCUUUGACGAUCUCGACUUUGUCAUUGAACUUAUCUCUCAUCGCAAGGAGGUUCUGACUGCUCCAACUGCAACCACUCGUCAGACAGACGGACUCUUGGGGAAGCUUGAAACCCAUCAGGAGCGAGAAGCAACUCUGCGACGACAGGACUAUGCGCACAAACACGCUGCUCUUGCUCCAGCUUUCGAUCGAUCUGGGCCCAGAUAUCCUCAUGUAUACAAGUCUGAUGUCGCCGCUACGGGCAACAUGUUGGAUGUGGCUGGCAGGAGAUAUGCUCUACCUGUUGGCAGCACCCGACACGACCAUCAAAACUAUGAGGAGUAUUCAAUCCCUGCCUCAAAAGUAGGCUCCCUUGUUGCAGGACAGAAGCUGGUCAAUCUCUCCGAGAUGGAUGGUUUAUGUCAACGGACUUUCAAGGGCUACAAGAGCCUGAACCGAAUGCAGAGCCUACUUUAUCCUGUGGCAUACACUACUUCCGAGAAUAUGCUAAUUUGUGCUCCUACUGGUGCUGGUAAAACUGAUGCUGCCAUGCUCACAAUUCUGCAGGCGAUUUCGAAGAACGUCAUACCCAAUCCGAUCGAAGAGCACACCGCCACGGACUUUAUAGUAAUGGCAGACGACUUCAAGAUCGUUUACGUUGCACCAAUGAAAGCUCUCGCUGCAGAGGUCACCGAUAAGCUGGGCAAGCGUCUAGCUUGGCUUGGUAUUCAAGUGCGAGAGUUGACUGGCGAUAUGCAGUUGUCCAAGAAGGAAAUUGCUGCCACUCAAAUCAUCGUGACGACCCCGGAGAAGUGGGAUGUUGUCACUCGGAAGAGUACAGGAGAUACUGAACUCGUCCAGAAAGUCCGGCUUCUCAUUAUCGACGAAGUCCAUAUGCUCCAUGAUGAGCGUGGUGCUGUUAUCGAGUCUUUGGUUGCUAGGACCGAACGACAGGUGGAAAGCACACAGUCACUGAUCCGAAUCGUUGGACUCUCAGCUACUCUUCCAAAUUACAUUGAUGUUGCAGAUUUUCUGAAGGUCAACCGGAUGUCUGGUCUGUUCUACUUUGAUGCUUCUUUCCGCCCAGUCCCACUCGAACAACAUUUCAUUGGUGUCAAGGGAAAGGUUGGAAGCAAAACCCAGCGCGAAAACCUCGAUCAAACCACCUUCGAAAAAGUCAAGGAGCUUCUGAAGCAGAACAAGCAAGUCAUGGUCUUUGUCCACUCCAGGAAAGACACUGUCUUAGCUGCGCGAACUCUCAACCAAAUGGCUAUUGACGAUGGAUGUGCGGACUUGUUCGUCCCAGAUCCCGACAAUCCUGCUUAUGUAAGAGCCAUGGCGGAUUUGAAAACCACUCGAGGCCGUGAACUGCGAGAAAUCGUGCCCAAGGGUUUCGGGUGUCACAAUGCUGGAAUGGCGCGAUCAGACAGAAAUUUUGUCGAACGAAUCUUCUCUGAAGGCGCGAUCAAAGUUCUUUGCUGCACAGCAACCCUUGCAUGGGGUGUCAAUUUGCCUGCGGCUGCCGUUAUCAUCAAAGGGACGCAACUUUACAGUGCCGAAGCCGGUAAGUUUGUGGAUCUUGGGAUCCUGGACGUUCUUCAAAUUUUCGGCCGCGCUGGUCGUCCUCAGUUCCAAGACAGCGGUGUGGGAUAUAUUUGCACCACUCAAGAUAAAUUGCAACAUUAUCUAUCCGCCGUCACUCAGCAACAACCCAUCGAGUCCAAGUUCUCGCAGAAGCUUGUCGAUAACCUCAAUGCUGAGAUCAGUCUAGGCACGGUAACUACAGUUCAAGAGGCCGUUACCUGGUUAGGCUACACCUAUUUAUUCAUUCGCAUGCGGCGGAACCCGCAGGCGUAUGGAAUAGAUUGGAACGAGUACCAGGACGACCCUCAACUGGGCCAAAGACGGCGGAAACUAAUUGUCGAUGCUGCUAGAACGCUGCAUCGAAGUCAAAUGAUUAUUUUCAAUGAACGGACAGAUGAACUCCGGGCGAAAGACGUCGGUCGGAUCGCCAGCCAAUAUUAUGUCCUUCAGAGCAGUAUCGAAAUAUUCAAUACCAUGAUGCGACCACAUGCAAGUGAGGCAGAUGUUCUGAAGAUGAUCAGCAUGAGCGGGGAGUUUGACAAUAUUCAGUCCAGAGACAAUGAAGCGCAAGAACUACAUCGACUGCGUCAAGAAGCUGUCGUGUGUGAGAUCGAGGAUCGAAAGAGUGGCCCGAAGAACUCCGAGGAUGAGAAAGAGCAGAGAGUCAUCGAAAACCACGCAAAGACAAACAUCCUGCUUCAAUCAUACAUAUCUAGGGCCAAACUUGAAGAUUUCGCCUUAGUGUCAGACCUGGCAUAUGUUGCACAGAACUCGGCUCGGAUUUGUCGAGCCUUGUUCAUGAUCGCUUUAAAUCGUGGCUGGGGUUAUCAAUGCCAGGUUCUACUUUCCAUGUGCAAGGCCAUCGAGAAGCAAAUCUGGCCUUUCCAACACCCAUUCCACCAGUUUGAUCUUCCUGUUCCAGUCUUGAAGAAUUUGGACGACAAGGCACCUUCCUCAAACAUUGAAAGCCUACGAGAAAUGGAGCCGGCUGAGAUUGGGAAUCUUGUCCACAACCAGAAGAUGGGAACUACCUUGGCGAAAUUGCUCGACAAUUUCCCCACGAUGUCAGUCGAGGCGGAAACCGCACCUCUUAAUAGAGAUGUGCUCCGUAUGAGGUUGUACCUCUAUCCAGAGUUCGUCUGGAAUGAUCGUCACCACGGCACUUCCGAAGCAUAUUGGGUUUGGGUUGAAAAUUCAGAGACGUCGGAAAUCUACCACCAUGAGUAUUUCAUCUUGAGCCGAAAGAAGAUGCACGACAAUCACGAACUUAACUUCACUAUACCGCUCGCCGACCCCUUGCCUUCUCAGAUAUACGUCAGAAUUAUAUCGGACCGAUGGCUGGGCGCAGAGACCGUACAUCCAGUUUCUUUCCAACAUCUCAUUCGGCCGGAUACGGAGAGUGUGUAUACUGACCUCCUCGACUUACAGCCCCUUCCCAUCACCGCUUUGAAAAACCCAGCGCUAGAGGAGCUCUAUGGACAACGCUUCCAGUUUUUCAAUCCAAUGCAGACCCAAAUUUUCCAUAUCUUGUAUCAUACUUCGAACAACGUCCUCUUGGGCUCACCAACCGGUUCUGGGAAGACCGUCGCCGCAGAAUUAGCCAUGUGGUGGGCGUUCCGUGAAAGGCCAGGGAGUAAAGUCGUGUACAUUGCACCCAUGAAAGCCCUUGUUCGAGAAAGAGUCCAAGACUGGCGCAAGCGCCUCACCAUACCGUUGGGUUUGAAGCUGGUCGAGUUGACUGGUGACAAUACACCAGAUACACGGACUAUUCGCGAUGCAGAUAUCAUCAUCACCACGCCUGAGAAGUGGGACGGUAUAUCACGAUCAUGGCAGACCAGAUCCUAUGUUCGACAAGUUUCUCUCGUGAUUAUCGACGAGAUCCAUCUUCUGGGCGGUGACCGUGGUCCCAUUCUUGAGAUCAUCGUGUCAAGAAUGAACUACAUCGCAUCACAAGCGGAAAGUGGCUCGAUUCGCCUGGUCGGCAUGUCGACCGCUUGUGCCAACGCCACUGACUUGGCAAACUGGCUUGGAGUCAAGCCUGGAAAUAAUCAAGGGCUCUUCAACUUCCGUCAUAGUGUCCGUCCAGUUCCGCUCGAGAUAUACAUCGACGGAUUUCCCGAGCAGAGGGGAUUCUGUCCGUUGAUGCAAAGCAUGAAUCGGCCGACCUACCUGGCCAUCAAAAACCAUAGUCCAGACAAGCCUGUGAUUGUGUUCGUGGCAUCGAGAAGACAAACUCGUCUCACUGCAAAAGACCUCAUCAAUUUCUGUGGCAUGGAAGAGAAUCCGAGGAGAUUUUUACAUUUCGACAAUGAAGAUGAUCUCGAGCAUACUCUGUCGGCGGUCAAGGAUGCUGCGCUAAAAGAAGCGUUGAGCUUUGGUAUCGGAUUGCACCAUGCCGGAUUGGUCGAGUCUGAUCGAACACUAUCUGAGCAACUUUUUGCAGCAAACAAGAUCCAAAUCCUCGUUGCCACGUCGACGCUUGCGUGGGGAGUCAAUCUACCCGCUCAUCUGGUUGUUGUCAAAGGUACACAGUUCUUCGAUGCGAAGAUCGAAGGAUACAAGGACAUGGAUUUGACCGACGUCCUUCAGAUGCUAGGUCGAGCAGGACGACCGCAAUUUGACACGUCUGGGAUUGCUCGCAUUUUCACCCAGGACUCGAAGAAGGCAUUUUAUAAGCAUUUUCUACAUACAGGGUUCCCUGUGGAGAGCUCUCUGCACAAGGUCCUGGAUAAUCACUUGGGUGCCGAGGCCUCCGCUGGAGUCAUAACCACCAAGCAAGACGCGCUCGAUUACUUGACGUGGACAUUUUUCUUCCGUCGUCUCCAUAAAAACCCGACGUACUAUGGUCUUGAGAUUUCAGCAGAGGAGCACAAGGACAAUCAGCUUGCUGCUAGACAAGCUGCUGCAGAUUACAUGAUCACCUUGGUGGAUAAGUCGCUCGACGACCUGGCUGAAAGUGACUGUGUUUUGGUGCACAAUAAUGGCGAUGUGGAUAGCACUCCGUUCGGAAAGAUCAUGUCGUACUACUAUCUCAGCCACUUGACGAUUCGCAAGUUCUUGUCCAAAGCCCGCAAAACUACUUCGACUACCUUCGCGGAUGCUCUGGCUUGGAUCAGCCUAGCUACCGAAUUUGACGAUCUCCCUGUCCGGCACAAUGAAGACCUCAUCAAUGCUGAAUUGGCCAAAAAUUUGCCCUUGGACACCGAAGGUCUAAUGGACAAUCUGCCGAUGUGGGAUCCUCACGUCAAGGCAUUCCUCCUCAUCCAGGCGUUCAUGGCUCGCAUUGACCUCCCCAUCUCCGAUUAUGUCGGCGACCAAAUCUCGGUGCUGGACCAGGGCAUUCGCAUCAUCCAAGCUGGAGUGGAUCUCAUGACGGAGCUCAACAGAUUUGAUGCGGUUGUGCAGAUGGUCCAACUGCUGCAGUCCAUCAAAUCAGCGCGAUGGCCGGAGGAUUACCCGCUCAGCAUUCUUCCUGGUGUGGAUGAGGUGUUUGACGAUAGACUUGAAGGAAAAAUCCCCAAGGAUUUGGUCACGACGGCCGUGCUGUCUACAAGGCAUGGCGCGAAGACGAUAGACGGGUUGAUGAACGUGCUUGGAAUCAAAGCUCAUAAUACUCGGACGGCGUUCGUCAAAGCUGUGAACGCUCUUCCAGACAUUGCUUUGUCGGCGACAGGUGACACGGACAAUCUGCAGCUCACUCUGAAACGCAGCAAUCGAUUGCUCGACCGUGAAGCUAGAAUCUACGCCCCGAAAUUCCCGAAGCCACAGACAGAGGGGUAUUUUGUGCUUGUGCUCCCCACUAGAACGACGUCAAGUCGACAAGGAGUGGAUAUCUUGGCCCUGAAAAGAGCGAAUUGGUCUACCAUGAAACAGGGAACUCAGACCAAGGCGGUAGAAACCGCAAACGUCAAACUCAAGAUCCCGGCUCCAGAAUCACUUCUGGGAAGAGAGCAAGCGGAGGUGAAAGUUGAUAUGCUGGUAAUGAGCGAUGCAUACCCAGGGAUGGAGUGGCGAUUGGAGAAUGUCGUUGUGCCCGUUGCCCAGAAGACCGAGGUUUCAAAGACAGUAGAGGUCAAGGUUGAUGAGAGUUUGCUGAAGAAGAAAUAA